This is a messenger RNA of Trichogramma pretiosum, 2181 nucleotides long. Its product is annotated as ankyrin repeat, PH and SEC7 domain containing protein secG-like. Bases 119 to 1909 code for a protein of 596 amino acids. Lineage: Eukaryota; Metazoa; Arthropoda; Insecta; Hymenoptera; Trichogrammatidae. Gene Ontology annotation, molecular function: protein binding. The record is from RefSeq and is a predicted model, not a curated record. The transcript has 2 exons.
UCGCGCGGCCGUUAAAAUACUUUCUCUUUCAAGCGUCAGUACAAUUUCGACCUCCACUCAGUGCUGGACUCGAAAUUUUUACUCUUGGAGGUUAGAUUCACAAAAAGUUUGUUUCAAAAUGUCGAUAAUUAAUUACGACGACUUAUCCAUCCAGGAAAGGAGUUAUUUUAUGAUGAAAACUGAAAAAGACGUGAACCAGAGACGCCGGACUUUUUGCGACUUAUGUUACUUUGACUUUGAAAUUUAUAUAAGACCACUAAGAAUCCCUGCUGAUAGGAGAGUUUGUAUAGAGUUAAUGAACUGUAAAGAGCUAUUUCCCAGUGUCAAAGAUAAAAAAUAUUUCUUAAGAUAUGCUUUACACAAACACAGUUUGGAAAUGAUAAAACUGCUCGAGGAGGGAAACUUAAAAAUACACGAGAUUAAAUUCAAAGAUGGACAUUCUGCUCUGCAUUAUUUGACUGAGGGAUUGUACGGGAAAGAUGAGACGUAUCGUUGCUCUAAAGCUUCAAAAGUGGAAACUCUAAAGAUCUUGAAGUAUUUUUUGGAGAGUCCAAAAAAAAACUAUCAAGACGAUCUCGGCUAUACAUAUUUACACGGAGCUUGUAUGUCUGGCAAUGUGAGUGCAGUGAAUUUACUUUUGAGCCAAGGCGUGGACGUCAAUCUCGAUACAUACACGUAUUCGCCACUUCAUUUAGCAGCCCAGUACAGACACGCUGACGUUGUUGAAAUUUUAUUGACACACGGGGCCAAUCCAAAUCAGCGAGACGCAGAGGAAUCCACGCCUCUUCACGCCCUGGCUCGGCUGUGUCUAUGCCAAUGCACAGACCGCCAUAAAUUUUGCGAUAAGAGAAAACCAGUUGAUGAACUCGUCAAAAUGCUCAUUGAUAACGGAGCAGAUAUCGAAGCUCGUAAUUGUCAAGGAUACACUCCACUAGGUCUGUCGGUUUCUCGACUUGACCUUGAGCUCACGAGGACAUUUUUGAAGUAUGGAGCGAAGAUCGACAAUUUAAACGAGAAUAAAAUUUUCAACAUGACAUUCACACCACUGGAAUUGAAAAAUUAUCCACUAACUCUCAACAUAAUUGAGAUGGCUCAUUUGUUGAAGUCGGCUGGAUACAAUUUAAGUUUACACGCAAGACUCAGAAUGAUAAAAUAUUGGAUGAAAAUUCGAGGAAAUGAUACUGAUCAUCUCAUGGGCGCAGAUCUUGCAGAGUUUUGGCCAGAGGAGGGACUCCAAGUACAUACCGAAAUGUUUUAUCAGAGAUAUAUCUUGCAAAAACGAUUGAUUCAUCGUUAUUAUGGAUUUUAUAUUACGCAAGAAGCUGAAGAUUUCAUGGACCAAAAAUGCAAGGAAUUAAGAAUGCGCCACAUAUUAGAAUAUUUAAAACUGGAAAAUUGCCACCUAGUUCAGGCUCAAAAAGCAAUUGACCGUUUGCUAUCUCAAGUUGACCGCACAACAAAGAUUAUGUUAACCGAAGGCGUUUCGUUGUAUAAAAUAUGUCAAAUGAGCUACAGCAAGGGUUAUUCGUUGAUAAAAGGUAAACAAAAUUGGCGUUUGCCUGCGAUGGACGAUAUUUCGUGUAAGCACGUGAACAUCAUCGCAAAAAGACACUUGGCAAACGUUUUAAUUCGGCCUCAGUUGGAAUGGUUUGUAGCCGAUCUUUUUAUGACGGAUCACUGCAACUUAAACCUUCCGUAUCUUGCUUGCCUAAAAAUUGCCGAACACAUGAGCGACGAAGAUCUGUUCCGCUUAUGCCAGAAAACAAACAAAAAUCAAUUAAAAUCAAGGCCGAUCGAUCAAAGGAAGAGAUGUAGAAGUAGUGAGUCGGUCGCGUCUGCGAGCUCUGAACCACCGAUCCGUCGAUCGCGCAGAUUACGUGGCCUGCCAGCAAAUGAGGACAACUUUUGAAAAAGUGUAGGGGAUGAAAGUAAAUCUGUACCUUCGAGUUUCAGGAAAGAUUUCUAUAGUUGUAUCGAUUAACGCUCACAACUGUAUUACUUUCUUGUUCGUAAAGUUCAUCUUCUGGAAGUUUGCGGCAACCAGUGUCAAUAUUGCGACGUCGCGACUGUUGUUUAUUUAUACGUUGGGAGAAUUGGUUUAAAAAUGAUCAUCAGUAAUACUAUCAAUGAUCUCUACAAUGUUAUUUAAUUAUGUAAAACAAUGAUUAAAUUUAAAAUAAU